UUUCUUCAACCACACCCACAGGCGCAUUUCCCAACACUGCUGCGCUCCUCUACCUGUCGGAGGGAGGCAAAUCUGUGCUUUGGAGGAUCAAAACGACCUGAAAGCAACGGGAAAUCCUUUGGACGUACGCACGCGAGCGUCCCCUCUCCCGGCGAUGGACUAACGUGGUUUCUUGGUCUGAAGAUAAACGACGACCAAGAGGAGAUAAACUUAAGGGAAAGGAUAUUUGAUUGCCAGCCAAGAACAUGGACUGGAAGACCUUUCAGGCCCUCCUCAGUGGGGUGAACAAAUACUCCACGGCGUUCGGGCGGGUAUGGCUGUCGGUGGUGUUCGUGUUCAGGGUGAUGGUGUACGUCGUGGCGGCGGAGCGGGUGUGGGGCGACGAGCAGAAGGACUUCGAUUGCAACACCAAGCAGCCCGGCUGCGCCAACGUCUGCUACGACCACUUCUUCCCCAUCUCCCACAUCCGCCUGUGGGCCCUGCAGCUCAUCUUCGUCACGUGCCCGUCCUUCAUGGUGGUCAUGCACGUGGCGUACCGCGACGACCGCGAGCGCAAGCACCGGGCCAAGCACGGCGAGGACAGCAAGCUGUACAACAACACGGGGAAGAAGCACGGCGGCCUGUGGUGGACCUACCUGAUCAGCCUCUUCGUCAAGACGGGCAUCGAGGUGUCCUUCCUCUACAUCCUCCACCGGGUCUACGACAGCUUCUACCUGCCCAGGCUGGUCAAGUGCGAGGUGUCGCCCUGUCCCAACCAAGUGGACUGCUACAUCGGCCACCCCACCGAGAAGAAGGUCUUCACCUACUUCAUGGUGGGAGCCUCUGCCCUCUGCAUCAUCCUCAACAUCUGCGAGAUCAUCUAUCUGAUCGCCAAGCGCGUCGUCAGAUGCGCCAACAAGGUCAAGAGGCGCAACCGCAACAUGCCGGUGCCGCCGGACGACUACGACGACCCCUUCAACAACUGCAACCUGCCGCUGAAUAAACACGAGCUGAAGGACAAGCCCCCGUCCUUCAAGACGGCGUCGAAGAUUCCAUUCAGGCCGGCGGCGCUGAAGCUGGAGGAGAAGAUCCGGGCCUCGGCUCCCAACCUGUCCUCGUAUUCGUGAUCAUCGCGGGAUUCAGGCCAAGGAGAGGGAGUGCGACAGGGAUUGGGCUAGAUCCCCCCCAAAAAACAAAAAAAAACUCUGAACUUUGAGCCAAAUUAUGAAAUGUGUCAGCGCCUGGAAGCUGAGUCAUCAGUACUGGAUUCAUCCCACGGGCCCCUGAGUCCACAGACUCUUCAGGAGCUCCUGAACUUUUGUUUCCCGGUCAACAUGCACAAUAUUUACAAAUCAGUCCGGGAAUAACUGAUUUAAUAUUGAUAUGUGGUUUUCCUUUGUAUUCAGACUGUAACAGUGCCUUUUCCGAGUCAGCCCGGCUAUCAGAACAUUCCAGGAAAGGUUUGCUCUUUUUCAGUUGAGAGCGGAGUGUUGACAUGAGAGGGGAAUGGAGUGAAAAGGGACACACCUGGCAGAGGUAUUCAUCGUCCCUGCCAGCGUCUCGCAUCGUGUUAGGGCGCUAUUCAGGCACUGGGAGCUUCAAUCACAUCUUUUGAUUAAUUUGAACUCAAAUCAAAGGGGUUUGUCUUCAAAAUUUUAGGUUCUAAUGACCAAAACCCAGCGAGAAAUGGGGAAUAAUUCAGCACUGACGCCCAAAUGCUCCAAAAGUCAAAGGAUGAGUCUUACUUGAAUGUGUGCAAACUGGCCCAGAAACGAGGUUUUUCGUUGCGUUUAUGGCUCAGAAAAUGUUUAGCGACAGCCAACAAAUUGCUUUUUUUACAUUCCUUGUACUUCAACUCCCAGCAGGCAUAUUGCUUGUUCCGGGGUUCAUGCUGCACAGCCACACGUUGUCCAAAGCCCGCCUGUGUUUUGACGUGCUUGUACACAACCUCGCCUGAUCCAUGACCACUGUUGAUUUUAAUAAGGCGACAGGAAUGCUGCUGUUUAAUGCUGUGUGGGCCGUACUGGAGCACAGUGGAGGAAUCAGGACGAGCAGACCGCUCAUUGAACUAGAAAGUAUUUUUUUGUGUGCCACUCAAUGGAAAUGUAUAUUCUGCUAUUGUUAAUAUUUCAUAUGGUUUUUAUAAAUGUAAAUAUAAUAAAUCUAUUGAAUAUAUGUGCGUUUGUUUGGUGUUUUGACUGGAUAUCACUUAGUUUUUUAUACAGGACCUGCUACCUCAGGUUCGUACAGGGACUCUCUCUGCCUAAACGUGUUCUCAUUAUCCUCAUUAUCAUUAGAAAAGUCCAAUUUUUCCACUGAAGCUGAGUCAUAGCGCCAAUUCCUGUACCGACUGAUACCAGGCUUGCAUGCUGGGUCAUUUUCCGUCAUGGUAAUUCGCCGUGAAUCACCACGACACGGUCCUGCCUGUGACACACACAGGAUACAUGAUUGACGACGUCGUUGGAGGCCUGCUGGAAGAAUCUCAGUCUGCCGGAUGGACCCGUCAGGCGGGUUUUUAAAGAAGGUGCAGCGAAGAAAACGGUUUUUGUUUACUCUGAAUCACUUCUGUCACCUUAAAAAAAAAAAAAAAAAAAAAAAAAAAAAAA
Salarias fasciatus (jewelled blenny) is the source of this 2585-nucleotide messenger RNA. RefSeq names its product gap junction protein beta 3 (gene gjb3). The record is from RefSeq and is a predicted model, not a curated record. The transcript is spliced from 2 exons. NCBI's taxonomy places the organism in Eukaryota, Metazoa, Chordata, Actinopteri, Blenniiformes, Blenniidae. Gene Ontology annotation, biological process: cell-cell signaling. Bases 246 to 1106 code for a protein of 286 amino acids. Gene Ontology annotation, cellular component: connexin complex. Gene Ontology annotation, molecular function: gap junction channel activity.